Molecule: messenger RNA, 243 nt
Organism: Heterobilharzia americana
Lineage: Eukaryota; Metazoa; Platyhelminthes; Trematoda; Strigeidida; Schistosomatidae
Source: the annotation of a GenBank genome assembly
AUGAAAAGUAGAUUUCAGGUCAUUUCAAGUUUUUGUUUGGUGGAUCAUUCGAGUGGACACAGAAAAGUGGAUACUACUACUACUACUACUACUACUACUACUACUACUACUACUACUACUACUACUACUACUACUACUACUACUACUACUACUACUACUACUACUACUACUACUACUACAAACAGCCGAUGUUGGCAAUAUCUUGUCUCCAUCCUUAAUAUAGGAACAUGGAAACAAUUGUGA